GUUCUCUAACCACAAUGGCUCUGUUUACAUCCACAUAGACCAGACAUUCAGCCACCUGCUGAUUCUUUUAAAGCUACUAAUACAUUUGAUGAUUGAGUGGAAACUAGUCUCCUCUUGUGGGGAAAGUGGGGAAUCUGAACACAAUAGAAAAAAAUGACAUAUGACAGUAAAAAGCUUGACAGUAGCAUUACAUCCAAAAACAAAAAUUAACCUUUUUUUUUUUUUAUGUCCUCUCAUACAAAAGGUGCACCAGGUGCUGAAAAUGGUCAAACCUCGCAAAGCAGCAAAACCCAAAGAGGAGGCUCUGGAGUUGUCCGCUUCUAAACAGCUUCCAGAAGGCGCCCUCUGCUUCGCCUGCUCAGAUGACGGCCUCUACCUGAGCAUCGGUCACAGUCAGGGUGUGUGGGUGUGGUGUGCGUCGUCUCUGGACUUUGAUGCUGAAUGGCUGAAUGACACUCUGGAGGUCACGUCCAUACAGAUGACCCUCAUGGCUGAGGCAGCUUAUCUGCUUGGCACUAUUGAUGACAUGGGUGUUGCUCGGAUCUUCGCGUAUCACUCCAAAAGCAUCCACCUCCUCAGUGUUGUGAACGCCAUGGACGACAUCAACAAAAAGCAAGUUUGCUCUACAUUUGAGUUAUCUCCAAGAGGACACUAUGGAGCCGCGACGAUCACUUGCAACGGCAAUGUUUGGCUCGAAGUUCAUCACCUGCCCUCAGAAAACUGGCUGAAAGAGUUAGAGAAGGCAGUUACACCCAUGCAGGAAUCGAAGUCUUCAAGAGAUAUGGAUGUAAAAUGGUCUCCAUUGCCAGCGGCAACUAAAAUCAAACUACCAAAAAUCCGAGGAUCGACAUCGGAAGGUCUCCACGAGGUGCAUGUUACCGAUUUUAAAACCCACUGUUUGUCACUAGACGAAGACGCCAGGAGACACUCGCUCGGAGCCGACGCAGAAUCAAAACAAACAAGUGAAGGUGCAAGAUGCACCCAGCACUUUCUCCUGCCUUGUGGUCAAUUCCUUGUGGACGGUAAAGCUCUGACAGCAGAAUGGUCCGUCGCUAUCUGUGUGUGGUGGACUGGAAGCCUCAAUCUUCUUCACUAUUCGCUGCAAAAAACGCCAACACACAAAUCAGAUCAUGAACCCAUGCCGGAUAUGGUGUGGCCAAACGCAAAGGAAAUCCUCUGCUCUGCUGUGAGUAGAUGCACUCGCUACGUAGCUCUUGGGCUUGAGGAUGCCUUGGUGUGUGUGUGGGACAGGCAAACUGGUUCCCCGUUGUCUGUUGUUUUAAUGUCGGCGACAGAUAGUCCCCUGUUCAGAAUGCAGUUUGUGGAUCUCUUCCCUGUGUCCGACGACGAAGUCCAUCUUUCCGCGGUGUGCAAAAGUGGAGCAAUUCACACAGUCACCACUGGACGGGGGACAACGCCCUGCACAGUGCUUCUUGCUGAAAGGCCAAAAACCAGUGGAGACCUGCCAGCUAUCGUUACAUCAGUGCCAUUCCUUCAGAACAUGUUCCUUGUCAUUCAAAGAAAUGGGAAAAUAUUCCUCCAAGAUGUAGCCAGCAAAACCACCGUGUGCUUCUUGAAACCUCCAAAAACGAAUGUGAUUGCUUCUUCCUGCAUCCCAGUGUAUGAUCUGAACACCAGACAGCAAAUGCUCUUCAUACGAGGUGACUCCAGCUACAAAACAGCCACUGAGAUCCUCUUCUUCCGCUUUGGAGAGUGGGACAUCUUCAAGCCGUACAUAGAUUUACCUGCAGAUUCUGUAAAACGAGACUCAUUCAGCUUCGUCACUCUACAAGAAUCCUGCAACCUCUACCUCCAGCAGAGAGCACUGUCUGCGGAGGAGAGGAGCAAAGCCAUCACACAGACAUGGGAGCAGCUACAGGAAACUGUCACGACAGAAACAGAGCGAAGCUGAAUCUAACGGUAUAAAAAAAAAACACUCACAUUGUUUCCUUGGAUUUGGAUCAGGAAAUGUGUUUAUGUGUAAAGCCACCUCUCUUAUGUACAGUAUCUAAACGGGAUGUUUAUGUCAUGGGCUGAACUUAGUUGUUGUACACCGCGUUGCCUUUGGGGUCUUAAUUUUGAAUGUUUUAAUUUCAGCACGGGUGCAGGGAUUAAAAACACUUCAAAUUGGACAAAGGAUUCUGACUGUCCGUCUGUGUGAAAGUUUAGGUUUAGUUUUUUGCAGUUCCGUGUUGUGCAUCCAAACUGUCUCAACCCACUUUUACAGCUUAUAGCUUAAUGGAAGGAAAACCAUAAAAUGAAAUGGCUCCUUAUCCAUCCAUCUUCUACUGGGUUAUCCUCCACAUGAGGGUCACAGGCCUUUAUCCUUAUAUGAAACAAAAUUAUAACUCAGUUAUAUAUUAUAUCACUAAGUACAUGUCUUACGACCAGGCCUAGGGGAAAAACCUGAUCACAACAAGACUAAGGAGACUCCCUCUUCCCAACUCUCAAGAAACCACCAGCAACAAGUAAAACAAACCAUUUUAAACGUUUAUUAAAAUCAAGCACAAAAUGUCAAAGUGGUUUGAGGAAGUCUGCAGCUGGGAUGUUCAGGCCUCUUAUUCAGCUCCCGGGAUCCACCUAGACUCAAACACAUGUCAUUCACUCUAAACAUGCACACCUGCAACCCAUCUCACACUCACACCUGCAGACACAUGGUAGAACUUCCUCAGGUUUAUAAGGAAUAUUAUAGGAUACCUGGGCAGCAUUGACAGCCAAGUAUAUCUUUUAUCUCUGACCCAUUCAAAUCCGUAAUAUUCAAGUGGUUGUUAUGCAGCGAUCUAGAUGAAAAUGAGAUGAUAAUAAUAGUGAAAUUGAGUGCAUAUGAAUCUAUAAUCAUCAGUAAUGUGCGACUGCAGCAUCAGUCUGUCAUCUGUGAGUUCAGCUUAGAGCCAGAACAAUUACAGCAAUUCUUCUUUUCUGAGACUGAAGAAAAAAAGUGAUGUAUUAUUGCAUCUUUUAUAUUCCGUCUUCACCAGUUGUUUCGAAUUAUUCCGUGGCAUCUCUCUGUGAAAGGGAACUCUUAUCAAUACUGAUUUUAAUAACAACCUAAAACUGAAUUUGAAUGGCUAAAAAGGCGUCUUGAGUUAAUGCCAAAGAUCCACGUGUGAUUGAGAACACAAUGGAAGCAGGUGCUCUAUUUAAAGUGUUUGCCAUGUGUUUGAUUUUGUGUGUUUGUGAUGUUUACCCGUAUGAACAUUGUCUGCCUCCGGAGAUAAAUCCAAGCAGGAAUUUUAAAUGAUUUUGUAACAGUGAUUCAUAAUUAAAACCAGAUAUUAUUAAUUU
This is a messenger RNA of Solea solea (common sole), 3285 nucleotides long. RefSeq names its product WD repeat domain 93 (gene wdr93). The transcript is spliced from 15 exons. Gene Ontology annotation, molecular function: protein binding. Lineage: Eukaryota; Metazoa; Chordata; Actinopteri; Pleuronectiformes; Soleidae. Gene Ontology annotation, biological process: electron transport chain. The record is from RefSeq and is a predicted model, not a curated record. The coding region runs from base 161 to 1912 and encodes 583 amino acids.